Xylona heveae TC161 is the source of this 2220-nucleotide messenger RNA. Its product is annotated as DUF907 domain protein. Lineage: Eukaryota; Fungi; Ascomycota; Xylonomycetes; Xylonales; Xylonaceae. Bases 1 to 2220 code for a protein of 739 amino acids. The transcript has 3 exons. The record is from RefSeq and is a predicted model, not a curated record. Gene Ontology annotation, biological process: fungal-type cell wall biogenesis; transmembrane transport.
AUGAGACUCUUUAAUACCCCCGUUCUUUCACUCCUCGCUGUAGGAAUCCUGCCGGUCAGGGUUCUAGCGGGCGAUGUGCUCAAGACAUCUGGUUUCACUUCUUGUCUCUCCGACUCUGACAUCACCGUGGAGAAGAUGAACGUACAGUAUGAUCGUUCAGCCAAUGUGGUCACCUUCGAUGUGGCUGGCUCCAGCGCCAAGACCCAGAACGUCACCGCUUCCCUGAGCAUCUCCGCCUACGGAAAGCAAGUCUAUCAAAAAGAAUUUAAUCCUUGCGAUGCGAAUACCCACGUGGAACAGCUAUGUCCAGUACCGGUCGGCAACUUUGCAGCUUCCGGUUCACAAGAUAUUCCAUCUCAAUAUGCGGAUAUGAUCCCUGCAAUUGCCUUUCAGAUACCUGACCUUGACGGUGCCGCAAAAUUGCAGUUGAGCCCCGUUGAUGGUGGAAACGAUCUUGCCUGUAUUCAAUCAACUGUAACCAAUGGCAAAUCUGCGCAGGUACCGGCCGUACCGUAUAUUGCCGCCGGCGUUGCUGGCGCUGCAUUCGUUCUUUCCGGCCUCUCGGCUGCCGGCGCAGCGGCUGGUGGAGCAGGCGUUGGCGCGCCCACAAUGAGUCCUAGCUUUGUCGAAGUCAUGGGAUGGUUCCAGUCAAUGGCCAUGAAUGGCAUGCACAGUGUUAACUAUCCCUCGGUGUAUCGCAGCUUUGCAAGCAAUUUUGGCUUCAGCGGUGGAUUGAUUUCAUGGAACUCUAUGCAAGUCUCCAUCGAUACGUUCCGUCAGAGAACCGGCGGCAAUUUGACAGAAGAUAACGUGUCAUACCUGAAGAAUGCCACACUCAUUUUCUCGGAUUCGAGUUCUUCUUCUUCAUCAUCAAGCAAAACCCGUCGUGGCCUGGAGCUUCUUCGGGACGGCAUCUCUCUUGCUGCGCGUGGUGUCACGACAAAUGUCAAUGGCACUCAGACUUCUGCGAAUGGAGGGACCAGCAACAGCAGCGAUUCAGACAACUCCCCAAUGCACCUUGUGCACGGAGUCCAAGGCUACGUUGAGCAGCUGACAAUCCCGCAAGCGAACACCUUUAUGACUGUUCUCCUGGUCUUCUGCAUUAUCAUAGCUGCGAUCACUGUUGGCAUUCUCCUCUUAAAGGUCAUUCUGGAAGCCUGGGCACUCUUUGGGACCUUUCCGAAGAAGCUGACAAGCUUUCGCAAACGUUACUGGUGGCUGCUUGCCAAGACCAUUACCAAUUUGAUCCUCUUGCUUUAUGGCAUGUGGGUGCUCUAUUGCAUCUACCAGUUCACGCACGGCGAUUCGUGGGCUGCUAAACUGCUGGCAGCCGUGACCCUCUUGAUUUUUACCGCCGUUUUGGGCUUCUUCACCUCUCGCAUCUGGAUCUUGGCACGCCGAUACAGAAAAGCCCAAGGCGACGCAGGCAAAUUGUUUGAAGACAAGGAAACCUGGCGCAAGUACAGCUUGUUUUACGACCAGUAUCGAAAGGGUCUCUGGUGGCUUUUUAUCCCGAGUAUCCUUUACAUGUUUGCCAAGGGAUGCGUGCUUGCUGCCGGUGAUGGUCAUGGCUUGAGUCAAACGGUGGCGCAGCUCAUUAUUGAGUCCCUCAUGUUGGGAUUGCUUAUCUGGUGUCGCCCUUACCAGCGCGCAUCUGGCAACUGGAUCAACAUUUUCAUCCAGAUUGUGCGAGUUCUCUCGGUAGCCUGCAUUUUGUUAUUUGUUGAGGAACUGGGCUUUUCGCAAUCGACAAAGACGAUUACGGGAGUUGUGCUCAUUGCUGUCCAGUCAGUGUUGACAGGCACGCUAGCAAUCUUGAUUGCAGUCAAUGCCAUUAUCAACUGCUGUCGCGAGAAUCCCCACCGCAAGCGUCGCAAGGCUGCUGAAAAACUCAAUCGUGACCUUGACGACCUCACACCCCUUGAUGCCCGCAACUCGUUGCUCAUUGACCCCAACUCGUACACGGACUCUUCGCAGCUCAAAGCGCCCAUGGUUUCGUCCUAUCCUCUCUCCAGCAAGCGCCGCUCAGGUUAUACCCCGCUUGCCGGUCGCGAUAAAACGCCUUCUUCUGAGCACCUGGCCGCGUCCGCUGCAGCCUUUGGCAAAGUCGAAAGUCAUCAAAGUGAUACCUCGGAUGGAGUCCCCCAGAGUAGAGGUGCUCCUCUAGGACAAUAUCCAUCUCAUUAUCAAGAUACUCAGUACCGUGGAGUAGCUCUUUGA